AUGCGCUUAGCACGGCCGAAGUUCUCAGAAGCAGCACCGUUUUCUGUGGAUCCACUCGAUGCAGCUGGCUUCUCUCAACUCAUCGAAACAGCUCUCACUAAAAGUGACAGUGGCGAGAAAAAGCAAGACGUUAUUGGAGAUUAUUUUAUAGCGCCACAGAUGAAUAUUUAUCUUGGCGAAACCUUUACUUUCUAUGUCAACUGCACCAAUGAGAGCGAUCAAAAAGUCACUGAUGUAUCCGUAAAAUGCGAUCUGCAAACGAAUAGCCAAAGAGUGAGUCUAGCCUCGAACAUUCACGACGUUGUUUUGGAAGGUGGAAAAUGCUCGGGUCAAAUUAUCACUCAUGAAGUCAAGGAAAUUGGCCAACAUAUCCUGAUCUGCUCCGUGAACUACAAGACGUCUUCUGAUGAAAAGAUGUAUUUUCGGAAAUUCAUUAAAUUCCCCGUUAGCAAGCCCAUCGACGUGAAGACCAAAUUUUACAAUGCAGAGGUGAGAAUUAAUGUUGAUCUUUUUAUUGUUUUUUCUGCAGUUGAGACAAAAAAUGAAGUGGAAAAUUUGCUUGUCAACAAAAUAGUAUCGGUUGCUCCGACGGACACCCGCGCCGCGACCGCUCGCGUACACGCGUGCGCCUCACACGAUACCGAUUCGCUGCAUAAUUAA
Cooperia oncophora is the source of this 660-nucleotide messenger RNA. NCBI's taxonomy places the organism in Eukaryota, Metazoa, Nematoda, Chromadorea, Rhabditida, Trichostrongylidae. The record is from the annotation of a GenBank genome assembly.